Messenger RNA from Malania oleifera, 3157 nucleotides. RefSeq names its product BTB/POZ domain-containing protein NPY1. The transcript is spliced from 4 exons. Gene Ontology annotation, molecular function: protein binding. Bases 1048 to 2898 code for a protein of 616 amino acids. The record is from RefSeq and is a predicted model, not a curated record. Lineage: Eukaryota; Viridiplantae; Streptophyta; Magnoliopsida; Santalales; Ximeniaceae.
CUCCUCCCCCCCUCUCUCUCUCUCUCUCUAAAAGUCUUCUGAGCCACUCUGUAAUACAGUCCCCUACUGCCUAUACAGCAGUACUAAACAAGCUUCUCUCUCCCUGCUCUCUCUCUCUCUAUAUUGUCUCUAUCUCUCUCCAGUUUUUCUCUCUAUAGCGUCUCUUUCUCUCACUUCUUUUGCUGCAAGGUUCAGAGGUGGAGAGAGAGAGAGAGAGAGACAGCUGCGGCAGGACGAGGCAGCCAUCCAUCAUCACCAUCACGUAGAGAGAGAGAGAGAGAGAGAGAGGUGGGGGGAGAUCUCGAGAUUUGGCCCAGCGGAGAUCUUCGCGGAUCAGGGGGAGUUAAAGCAAAGGCGGCGAGAAUUAAAGGUGUCUUAGUGAGAAAAAAAUCAGUACCCUGUUUCUCUCUCAGCAGUUCUCUCUUUCUCUCUCUAGAUUUUCCUCUCUCCGGAAGUUCUGGUGCGUAAAUAUUCAUUUGUAUUGACAUGAUUAUUUAUGGCAUCAUGAAGGUUUGAGAAUCGAGGAUGUGUGUAUUGGCAGAGAUUGUGCGUUGUGUCAUUAGCUCACUCUCCAAUUUUUUAUGGUUUGGUUUGGUUUGGUUUUAGAGAGAGAAAGGAGGUCGGUGGUUUUGUCCACCGCGUGUAUUGGGCGAAUUGAAUAGAGGGAGUGAGAGGAUCCCGAGUAACGCCAUUGGUGGUUUUGUUUCACGUUUUGGUGUAUUGGCUCUCAUUUCUGCCUCUGAAACACUAUUUUCUCUCUCUGGUUGGUGAGUAGCAGAGAGAGAGAGAGAGAGAGGGAGUCUCAUUAACUGCCAUUUUUGUUUGUUUCUUUUGUUUUUCUUGUUGGGUCUACCCCUCACCUCUUGAAUUUAGAGUGAGAAAAAUGUGUGAAACUUUGGAAAUAUUGGGUGGUUUGGAAGUGGUUUUGAAUGUCUCUCACUGUGAAUAGAUAUUCAAAGUGAAUAGAUAGCGCGGUUCUGUGCGACUCCGUGAAGUGUUUUUUUUUCUGUGGUUGUUAAUACUUCAUCGUGGCAUUUUGGGACGAAAAUGAAGUUUAUGAAGUUGGGUUCAAAGCCUGAUGCAUUUCAAGGUGAUGGCAAUUCUAUCAGGUAUGUGUCAUCUGAACUUGCUACAGAUGUCACCAUAAAUGUUGGUGAAGUGAAAUUUUACCUUCACAAAUUCCCCCUUCUGUCCAAGAGCAACCGCUUGCAAAAGCUAGUACUGAAAGCAAAUGAGGAUAAUUCUGAUGAAAUCCACAUUGUUAAUUUUCCGGGUGGUGCAAAAGCAUUUGAAAUUUGUGCCAAAUUCUGCUAUGGAAUGACUGUCACUCUCAAUGCUUAUAAUGUUGUGGCUGCUCGUUGUGCAGCUGAGUACCUUGAGAUGACUGAAGAUGUUGAUCGAGGAAAUCUAAUUUUUAAAAUUGAGGUAUUUCUCAACUCCAGUGUCUUCCGUAGUUGGAAAGAUUCUAUUAUUGUUCUGCAAACCACCAAAUCACUUCUACCUUGGUCUGAAGAUCUGAAGGUAGUUGGAAGAUGCAUAGAUUCCAUUGCAUCUAAAACCUCUGUGGACCCUGGAAAUAUUAACUGGUCCUACACUUAUAAUCGAAAAUUAGCUGCCUCAGAUAAGAAUAUUGACAAUGUGAUGAAGUUUCAAGAUAAAGGUGCAUCUGUACCAAAGGAUUGGUGGGUUGAAGAUAUAUGUGAGCUGGACAUUGAUCUCUACAAGCGAGUGAUGAUUACUGUGAAGUCAAAGGGGAGGAUGAAUGGGAAAGUGAUUGGGGAAGCAUUAAAAACUUAUGCAAUUAGAUGGCUGCCAGAUUCUGUUGAGACUCUGGUUUCUGAUAAUCAUAGGUGGAGGAACAAAUCUUUAGUGGAGACAAUCAUUUGCUUAUUGCCUUCAAACAAAGGUAUGGGUUGUUCUUGUAGUUUCCUGCUCAAAUUAUUGAAGGUUGCUGUCCUGGUUGGAGCUGAUGACUCAGCAAGGGACGAUUUAGUGAAGAGAAUCAGUCUGAAAUUGGAUGAGGCUUCUGUUAAUGAUCUAUUAAUCCCAGCUCAGUCUCCCCAAGCUACCAUUUAUAAUGUUGAACUGGUGCAGUGCAUUGUGAGUCAAUUUGUGAUGCAUGAAAAGGGUAGCCGGGAAUUGGAUAUUGUAGAGAAGAACUCUUUGGGCACUGAUGACUUCGUUUUUGGGCAUGGAUCCUGGUUGAAUGUUGGUAAACUUAUUGAUGGCUAUCUUGUUGAAAUUGCCCAUGACCCAAAUCUUCCUCUUUUCAGCUUCAUUAGCUUGUCGCAGAUGAUUCCUGAGUUAGCGAGGCCAAUUCAUGAUGGAUUGUACAGGGCCAUAGACAUCUAUCUGAAGGAGCACCCAAGCAUGACAAAAUCGGAAAGGAAGAAGAUAUGUGGGCUGAUGGAUGUUAAGAAAUUGACAAUGGAUGCAUCCAUGCAUGCAGCUCAGAAUGAGCGUCUCCCACUCCGAGUCGUGGUUCAAGUCCUCUUCUUUGAGCAGGUUAGAGCAGCUGCUGGGGUUCAAGCCAUUAACACUCCCCCUGAUGCUUCACAUUCAACAACAAACACAGAAGAAGAAUGGGAAAAGACGGAGGCUGAAAGCUGUAGGUCCCUCAGGAAACAGACGAGUCAAUUGAAGAUAAAUGAUGAUGAAUUUCGGAAAAAUGGGAAGUUGACUAAGGGCAGCAAAAGCAGACGGGGUGGUGUACAAUUGCUUCCAUCUCGGUCAAGGAGAAUAUUUGAUAAAUUAUGGGUUGUGGGUAAAGGGCAAGGACAGCAAGAGAACAAGAGCUCUGAAACAUCUGGCAGUUCUCAGAGCCCAACAUCAUUGAUUCCUGGGGAGACCAAAUCCUCUAGUUCAUCUUCAAGAAACCGACGGCAUUCCAUCUCGUAAGGGGAGGGAUUUUGGGUUUUAGAUGAGCCAAAGAGUAGACGUUUUUUGUGGGUUUUGAAGUGUUAAAAGUGUAUAAAAAUGGUAGGAUUUAUGCUAGGUGAUGAUGGCUAUCUUUUAACCUGCACAGUAAUCCAGAAGGGUUUUUGCUGCAUACAAAUGUAAUCUAUUUCUCGGGUGCUUUUUCUUCUGCUGUUUUUGUUAAUUCUAAUUGUACCAUUUUCUGUUAACUUUAUAUAGAAUUGUCGGAGUUCAUUUUAAA